This is a messenger RNA of Sebastes umbrosus (honeycomb rockfish), 5808 nucleotides long. RefSeq names its product death effector domain containing (gene dedd). Gene Ontology annotation, biological process: apoptotic process; extrinsic apoptotic signaling pathway via death domain receptors; regulation of apoptotic process. Gene Ontology annotation, cellular component: nucleolus. The coding region runs from base 419 to 1633 and encodes 404 amino acids. The transcript has 5 exons. Lineage: Eukaryota; Metazoa; Chordata; Actinopteri; Perciformes; Sebastidae. The record is from RefSeq and is a predicted model, not a curated record. Gene Ontology annotation, molecular function: protein binding; DNA binding.
CUGAACCGUGAACCGGAAGUUCUUUCAUUUUAGCUGAAGAACGAAAACUGUCUGCUUAUUUUUCCCCAUGAUGUCUGUCUGAGAGGACCCACAACACAUUAAACCAACUCACAUGUCUGGCAUGAAACGAACCGAGAUACUGGGAACAUAUCUGCUGAGCAUUUACGGUGUGAGCUAGUCGGUCAAAUCAACUAACCGGAGCCGCGUUGCGUCCUGAGAGGAGAAGCUGUGCUGCUGUGCUCUCUGACACAGACACAGAGGAGCUACCUGCGUUAGCUGCCUGGCUGACGCUGCUGAGCUGGGAGAGUGUCGGGACUCGUCAAUAAUAUCAACAAGACAGGAGCUCAUCAGUUGGAGCAGACGAAGACAGCAGGAGUUGCAGGGAUUCGAGCGUCCCUCAUCAUCAUCGGGCCCUGAGAUGACAUCACAACAGCCACAGCUUCCCAAUGCUGUUAUUCCUCCCCAGCUAGCCCAGAACUCCUCUGUUCAGCACGCCCGGCCUCACAUUCAGGCCAAUCAGCUGGACUCAAGUCACAGCAACGCAACCGCCGGGCCUCUGGAUCACAGAGCUUUGACAGGCAGGCCGGGCUGCCCCGGCGUGGCAGCAGCCAGCGGGGAGGUGGCCAACAGGAACGUUUCUGCCUCCUGCACCAACUCUAGCUUGUCUAAAAGAGACGGGGGCUUCGAGCCGUGGCCCGAGGAAGCGGUGGACAACUCCCACGGGCUGUACUCACUUCACCGCAUGUUUGACAUAGUCGGAGCCCAGCUAACCCACCGGGAUGUCAGGGUGCUGUCGUUCCUGUUCGUCGAUGUGAUCGACGAGUACGAGCGUGGCGGCAUCAGGAGUGGAAGGGAUUUCCUGCUGGCCCUAGAGCGCCAGGGUCGCUGCGAUGAGACCAACUUCCGGCACGUUCUCCAGCUUCUGAGGAUUAUUACCCGCCACGACCUAUUGCCUUAUGUCACACUCAGGAAACGGCAGGCUGUGUGCCCAGACCCGGUUGACAAGUACCUGGAAGAGACAUCCGUGCGUUACAUUUCACCAAGAGGAGCACUGCAGAGCAAGGACACUGUGCCUCACAGAAGAACAGGUCCUCAGCCGGUCAUUUGCUGCUCCCCGUCAGGACCCCACGUCGGCCCUCCCCGAACGAAGCCGGCUACUCCUGUACCAAACCGCAAGCGGAGGAGAAGUCAUUCCUCAGCCGACUGCAGAGAGAAGCAAACAUGUGAUAUUCGCCUCCGGGUUCGCGCCGAAUACUGCCAGCACGAGUCUGCACUUCAGGGCAACGUCUUCUCCAACAAGCAAGAGGCCGUGGAGCGACAAUUCGAGCGCUUCAACCAGGCAAACACUAUCCUCAAAUCCCGAGACUUGGGCUCCAUCAUCUGUGACAUCAAGUUCUCCGAGCUCACCUACUUGGACGCCUUCUGGAGGGACUACAUCAACGGCUCGUUGCUCGAGGCUCUUAAAGGGGUCUUUAUCACAGAUUCCUUAAAACAGGCCGUGGGCCACGAAGCUAUAAAACUGUUGGUCAACGUCGACGAGGAGGACUACCAGGCCGGUCGACGCAAACUGCUCCGUAAUUUGGUCACGAGCGGAGGGACCCCACCGGGAGCUAACAAAGACUCCGUAUCUUAGGCACACUCUCCGGGCGGUAGCAUAAUGGGAGAAACACUGCUGUGCCUCCCCUCCCACCCCCCCCACCAUAAAGAAGAAAGAGUGAGAUGCGGUCGUGGGUUUGAGGUGCCUGAAGUGUGUGCCUGAAAGGAACUGAAGGACUUCCAGCCACCGCAUUGAUUUCCUUGAAAGCUAAGGUCAUAGGAUAUCUACUUGGCACCCGAAGCGUAGCAUGCGAGGUGACUAGGAACUAUAUUAGCAAAACAGAAGUAGGUGCAUACAGGUUGACAUUAUUUUGAAUGUUAAGCUGUUCCAUUUUUCUUCAAGGAGGAGAAUGCUGAUUUCAUGCGUGCAUUGAAUUUAAACUAAUUUUCUUGUAUGUUAGCUCAUUGAAACACAUUUGUUUAACUCUAAUGAUAGAUGAUCCUCACAACCUGUUCAAAAAUCCAGUUAUUUUCAGUACAGGAAACAUGCUUAACGCUGACAAGUUACUCCCAGUGGGAGUUUGUACCUUAUUGUCAAACUGGUUCAUCGUUUUUUCCAGGAUUUCAGGUACAUUACAGAUUGAUUGGAUUAACCCAAUGAGAGAGUGUUCUGUAUGUUAUAGAAAGGCACAGACCGUAGGACUUAAGCUAAAAAAUUGUUUUUUUUCCUAUUUCUUUCAGCUUAUUAUCCUACCCCCCCCAAACUUUCCACAGUUCCCUUUUGUCUGUAAAGAUGAACCCCCCUUUCAAAGCCAUUUUUUUUAUUGGCUCACAUUUAGUCACCGUCGACGUCUCCUCGUGUCUUGACUUUGUUUUUAACAAAAUUGUUUUGUUUUACAACAUGGCUCCUUACCAGCAGCUGUGAUUCUGGCCUAAUGUGAAAUUUUCAGUUGUCCAGCCACUGCCAAUAUUUAAACCUUUUGUGGAUCGUUCUAAUGUGUUUGAAUCGUAUCCAAUGAAACAUUUGAGUCAUUCACUGGUGUUUUUUUAGAUGUGUUUUGGAUUUGCAAAUCAGUGCCAGUUUCAUUGUCAGCCUGUACCUCCCGCUCACUCACCGUCUCACUCAUUGUUCACUCAUUAUAAAAACACUGUUUAAACUUUGUUCAAAAAUGAUACUCAAUAACAAAUCAACAGCAGGUGAAAGAAUCACCACCAGUGUAGUGUGUGUGUGUGUGUAGAGUUAUCUCCGUUGUGCCAGAACAGCAGUCUUGUCUGUGGGUAUAUUAUGCCUCCUGGUGGAUGAGGAUGUAGUUGAGCACACAUGCUCGAAAGUUGUUCGCCAUCCAGUCCCUCGAUGGCAUGUCGGAAGAGAAAAAAACUAGGCAUGUCCCAUGAAAUGACGGGCGUCUUCAGUUACAUCCUCCUCUGUCCGAGGUGUAGCAUAUCCCGCAGGCAUUCACAAACCAAAUUGGGGAUUCUUUUAUGAAGGUUUUGAAACAGAAAAUAAAAAAAUAGCAUUGAGCGGACCAACAUAAUGGUAAGGUAUAUAGCAUGGUAAUGCUCUACAAUUUAGUGCGCAGAUCUAGAACAAUGAUAUGCUUCUAGUAGCAAAAUACCAUUUUUUACAGUGUAGUCUGAAAUGCUAAUUAACCAAAAUGUGAAUUUAUAUUAAUUUCUUUUUCGGUAUCCUUGGAUUAACAGGAGAUAUUAGGUUUGGCGGUUGCCUGUGACAAACCAGUGUUCAAAGUAUUACUGAUGAUAACUUUUAAUUUUAUGUAGACAUAAAAUAAACUCAGUGGCCACUUUAUUAGACAUACCUUUUUUUUAGUUCUGGGAAAUGUCCCCGGGAGAGUUUGAAUUCUUCACGGCACGGAUCGGAGAUUAGAGAUUCUGCUUCAUGUCGACAUGAUAGGCUCACACAGUUGCUGCAGAUUUUCCACCUCAGAUUACAGGAGCUGUACAGUUGAAUGGGAUUAUUUUGUUUUCUCCUCCAGGCUGCAGGAUUUCAACGAGGCCGGUGAUUACAAAAGCUCAACUUCAUCUAAAAUAAUGUUUAGCUGUGAUAAAUUCAGGAAAUCCGUAGCUUAUAUAUAUGGACCGUUACACAUUCGUCCCAUGAAGUGUGUUGUUGUCUUUUUUGAGUAACUUCACCCUUUCAGUUUAUAAUCAUAGCAGUGUCGGCAAGCUGCAGAAAUUGUGCACAACAUUAAGAGUUCCUGACGUACCCGGCCAAGAGUCUGCCGUUGAGCCUCCUGUGGCCAACAGUCGCCCUGUAGUUUUUCUGGUGUAUCCCCAUGUCAGCCCUCAUCAACAGAUAAUUAUGAAUCAUGUAUUAUUAGAUGUUGAUAAUACACGAUGCCGGCGAGAGCGCUGGCCACCUGCAGUUUAGCUUAGUGCAGUUUAUCCAUCGUUUUUGCAGGCUGAACGUUGCCGGUGCAAAGCAAAAACCUCUCAGUUCCAGUUGGUCCACAACCAAUUUUCUCAUCAAAAUGAUAUUCCGAGCAUACGGCAAAAAGUGUUUAAUUGGAUUUGGACAGUGGUAUGAAAAAGAUAGGCUUCUUGUUUGUUAUGUUCAUCUCUUUCUGUGAUACUUUGUGUAUACAGACUAUACGACUGCCAGGCUAUUUCUUCUCAUGCAGGUGCAGAACUUCCUGGCUGUAGGCUGUAGUCCCUGUUCUGUGUUCCAAGUGCAACCUUAUCACCAGACAAGAGUCAGUAUUGAACAAUCCUGGAUUACGUUCAGUGACGAAAUUCUUGCUUCCUACGAUAUCUACGAGCACAACAACUAGUACGUUAUUUUAAGAGACCGAUUGUUCACCGGACUGGAGUCGACGCCGACGUCAAGGGGGACGCCUCUUGUAAAUUUGCAAAAUUCUCCUAAAUUGUGGCUUUAAAAAAAAAAAAAAAAAAAGGAAAGAAUUUGACAUGUUGAAAUACCAUCACUUGUUGUACCAGGACUGGUUAGGACUGAAUGCAAAAUUCAAAGUACCUUUUGUUUGGAAAUGUUUAAUAUCAGUGCUAAUAUAUAAAUAUAUCAAAGACGGAGCAUAAAGCUGUUUAAUGACGGGAUUAUUUAGAUCUAGAAGAAUUGUCAUUUGAAAUGCAGUCUCCAAUGCUAAUAUUUGACAUUUUCUUUCCUUUUUUUUUCUGUUAUUCAGUGCACCUAGCCAAAUGGUUGACAACAAAAUCUGUGUACCCCUUUUUUAAAAGUUUGUGGUAUGUUUUUACCAAAUAUAUUCUUCCCGCUUAAAAAAAGCGCCCAAUCUUUAUCUCUGCUAUCAUACCAUCCAACGGGUACAUAUCAAAAACACACGCAAGUCAUGAUUGACAGGCCACUAUUACUGUGAAUUAUAGAGUAGGCCUACAUUUUAUAUUUUUUACUUUACUCCAGUGGAAUUUCAUGUAAAGGUUGCGAGUUAGUAUCUAUUAUAUAGGUUGGUGUAUGUUCUGUUGAUUGUAUGUUAUGUUAGUUGUCCGACGCAGCUGUCUCUUUACGCAAAAUUUGCAUGUAACCUGUUAUCUCCAGAAAAUGUCAUAGAAAACUCACAGUGCUAACAUUUUGUAAAUAACUUUAUUGGAUGUCAGGUUUUCUUACUUCAAUUUUUGCAUUUCUUUCAGAAAACAGACAAAGUAGGACUGUUAAUAAAUGAAAUGGAUGGGUUGGAGGUUUGUUUUUAAUUCCCAGUCCUAAUUAUUUUUUCAUGUCACACGACGCGUAUAAAAAAAAAAAUCUUUUGGUGGAAAACUGUGUACAAUUUACCAGAUAAGAAAAUAUAGAGGACAUAUUUAAACAAAAACGGCUUCCUGAUAGAUCAAAUGCUUUUUCGUGGGCUACAGUAACGUUUUAGAAAAAUUUGGCCCCGAAUCUUUUAACUGCUUUGACACACAAUCCCCCUUUGUGAUGUUUGACUACAAACUGUAAGAUGAUUUAGACUGGUCCUAUAGGUGCAUCUCAUUUCUCUUAGAUGUGUAUCCUCAUCCCCCCCUUUCACUCACCUCUUGCUCCUCAGCUCGUCACACUCUCGCGACACGAGGAAGACACACAAGGAAGGAGAAAUCCAGGCAACACAUUUUGCCUGAUAAAAAUUAGGCAAAUCAUUCGAGCCAUGAAUGUUCCUGCAGAGACUUGAAUGUAAUGUAUGUCAGUGUGAACAAUACUGUCUACAAGUGUGAUGGUAUUUGCUUCCGACACAUACACUAAAAUGAACUGAUGAAAUAUCUGGUGGGUAGUCCUGUUGACUUUGUUGACCAAUAAAAGUAAACUUUUCUGUG